CUGAACUAUUUGGAGGUUUCUUGACGCACUGAAAAGGAACGAACGGUGAAAACGCAAAAACAGGUGAAAUUAACUUAGUGGGAAUAAGCUGACCCAAUGGAGGAUCACAUGACCUCGUCAGACUCAGCAGGUACCGGAUGCACUUCAGUUGCCAUGGUAAAGGACUCUGUAGGAGCUGAUGUGGACCUGCGUGUGCUGUGUGAUCGAGUGGAGGACUUGGAGCACAGAGCGGUUUCAGCCAUCCAGCCUGAGAGCUACCUGAGGAACAGGAUCAGAGAGUUGGAGACGUCAGAGAGGAGCCUCCUGCUGCAGCUAUAUCAGCUAGCGUCUGCCUCUCAGUUCCCCAACAUGCAUCACUCCCAGAGGCUGGACCAGAGACUCCACAUGCUCAGGGAGGAGGUCAGGACCAUGACUCAGGAGAAGGAGCGAGAGGAGCGAGUGUGGAGGGAGCGACUGCAGCGUUGUCAGAGGCAACUGAAGGCCAAAGAGGGAGAGAUGAGUCGACAGGCCCAGUAUUUUGAAAACUUUAAAACCCAACUCCAACACAAGCUCAGCCUGGCCUGGGAGAGAGAGCAGAGCCUGCAGAAUCGCAUCUACACUUUAGAAAAGCAGCUACUUGACAUGACUGUGAGUGCCGCCACUGGUAUGACAACUAUCAGAGCAGUCCGAAUCACUGGUGGUACUGUGCAGUGCUUGGAAGAACAAGACAGGCUAUCUUCCAUGAGGGGAGAGGGCGAAGGAGAAGAGGAGACCAAGGAAGAGAGGCGAAAGAAAUGGCAGCCAAGUGUUGGAACUGAGAGAGAAGAAAGGCGAAAGGGCGAUGAGGGAAAAGCAGAGAACAGCAUAGGAGGAGGAAGAAACAGUGACACAAAACAGUCCUCAAAUGAGGCAAGGUUACAAGGAUUCAUUGUCAGCCUGCAGGAGGAUCUCAGAGUACUGCUGGAGAGAGAGGAGGAGAGGAUGACUGAGAGGAAGAGACUAAUGGAGCAGCUCCAGGAGGCCCAGGAGAGCAACCACUUCCUCAGCUGCACCGUGGAUGAGAUGAAGUCAGAGAUCCAUCAGCUGAAACUAUCUGAGAACUCGCUAUUGGAGGAGCUUGAACACCUGAGAGAGGAGAACCUAAGACUGCAGCAGGUCCUCAGGGAUUCGGCUAACCACAUACCAAGCCAAUCAUCCGCAUGCCUGAAUCCUGAGACCAGCACACCCAACUCCAGUCUGGCUGUUAAUUCUGGGACUGCCAACAUUUUCUCAUAUUCCACUGCCACGGGACAGCCAUCAGUGGCUUGCUCAGGAGAGGUGCAGCCUUAUUCAUCAGAGGUUCCACUUGUUCACCACCAGGCGACAGCAGAGAGCACACAGAGCAGCACAGAGCAUUAUUCCUCAGCAGUUAAAUCAAAAAUGCCAACUAAAAGUCAUCCCAUAAACCUGUUUCACUACGGGUCUGAAUCCAGUGCCAACUUCAAGUCACUUUCCUUGACUACAGAAUCAAUAGAUGAGUUUAAACUUGGAAGCUGGUGCUCUGAAGGGAACUUAAACGUAGAAGAGAGCCCCAGUGAGGAAUCUGAUGCCCUGAGGGAAGCUUACAGGAGCUUGGGGUUAGAUAGAGAUCUUAAAGCGCUUCAGGAGCAACGUGACAACCUGAAGGUUGCUCUGCAGCACACACAGAGUCAGCUAAAGGAGAAAGCUGAGGAAAAUGCUCAGCUGAAGUUACAACUCAGGAAGCAAGCAGAGGAACUAGAGGCCGAGACUGAGCAGAGGUCUUCAGCAGAAAAGAUUAACACACCCUCUACUUAUGGUGGGAAUGAUCAACCCAGGUCAUCUCCUACCCAAGAUGGCAACAUUCUUGCUCUUGCCCAGGAUGAUCUUAUCCAAAGCCUGAAUCAGGAAAACGAGGCAUUGGCAGAGAGGAUCCAGGAGCUUUUGGCUCACAUUGAGCGCAAAGAGGAUGACAUCACAAAGCAGCAAACCCAACUGAUGGAGCGUAUCUCCCAGCUAGAAGAGGAUCAGGUCAGGCUGGAGCAGGAGAACCGGGAACAGGGGUGUUUGAUCUCAGAACUCACCAAGAAGACUGAGGAUGAUCUGAACACCAUCAUGGAUCUGCAGCAGAAGUUAGUCCAAGGAGAAGAAGCUUCACAAUUGAUGUUCAAUCAAGAAACUGACUCUACGAAAACAGGAUCAGUAUCUGGUAGUCAGCAUAAUAAUCUCUGUGACUUACUAAAAAGCAGCUCACAAAAAAAUCAUCUUCAUCUUGAUUCACAAAAAGAUGAAGCAGCCCAGCUGACCAGUUCAGUCCAGAACCUCAAAACAGACCAAGAAGAAUUGACUAAAUCCAUAAAUUCACUCAGAGAGCAGCAAAGAGAAGUAGCUCUGUCAGUCCAAGUACAGACAGAAGAGAAACAGCAAUUAACUCGGACAGUAUGGGGACUGAAGGAGGAAAAAGACCACAUCUCUAAAGCUCUGGCUGACCUUAAACAAGAGAAAGAGCAGCUGAGCAGGGCAGUCUGUGGGCUGAGAGAUGAAAGAGAACACUUUAAAAGGUCCAUAAACGGCCAAAAAGAGGAGAAAGAGCAGCUAACCAAGUCUUUAUCUGCACUUGAAAGAGAUAAAGGGGCAAUAUUAGAAUUUCUCUCAAGUGGAAAAGAAGAGCGAGAGGAAAUAAUGAAGUCACUGCAGAGUUUACAGACAGAAAGCGACCAGUUAAGCCAGACAGUGCUGUGUCUGAAACAAGAGAGAGACAAACUAACCGAUUCUCUUAAGUGUCUGAAGGAAAAGAGAGACCAGGAGCAAAUAUCUCACAGUUUAAAGGAAGAACACGACAGGUUGAUGAAGUCAGUAAGCAGCUUGGAGGAAGAAAAAAGAAGAACUGAACAUUCAGUCCGUUGUUUGAAACAAGCAGAAGAGCAGAUAAUGCAGGUAAUUCAAGACCUUAGGGAGGAAAGAGACAGCCUACAAGGUCUCAGCAUCCAAAAACAAACAGAGGAGAGGAAUCAAAAGCAGCAGAUGUUGAACUCAAGCAGCGCUGGUUUGACGAAGAAGAGUGAGAAUCCUGCUGAGACUGCAGAUUAUGCUACACAAAGAUGCCAGACUAAUAACCGUGGUGGAAACUUAAUACAGCAGGAAGAAAAUGAUCUGAUGAGAGAGAUUGAAACUUUGGGAGCAGAGCUAAAUAGGUCACGGGAGGAAAUGGACAAGAGCCGUGCAGAGAUCAAGAGGCUUCAGGGUGAACUGCGUCAUUCAGAAACGAGGAGGGAGGAGGUGGAGAGAAAGGCGAGCCAAGCAGCUGAAAACGCGAUGAAGCUCACAGAUGUUGAAAAUCAGAUGGAAGAAAUCAAGAAGGAAAAUUACAACCUCACAACCCAGGUGAAGGAGCUGCAGAACAAACUGACAGGCCUGCUCCGGGAGAAGACUGACAUGCUGUCACUCAAGGCUCAAACAGAGGAGCGAUAUAACAUCCUCACAGCUCAGCUCAAAGCCAAGACUGUUGCUCUAGAGGAGCUGAACUCGGAGUAUAUAGCUCUGAAAAGAGGACAAGGCAGCAGGGAUGACGUUAAUACUGUUCUUGUCUCACUCAGGGCACGUUACAAUGACAUCAGAGCUAAGUAUGAUGCGCUGCUGAAAAGGAAAAGCCAGACAGACUUGGAUAUACCGCCUUUAAAGGCCAAGCUGUCUUGCCUAGUGGUGAAGUGUCAGGAGAGGAACAGCUUAUUAGAUCAGAUGAUGAAGAUCUUGCAGAGACAAGGCUGUAUGAACCCCUACCUCACACAGCAGGUCGAGCAUCUGCUCAGCGAUGCCGCUCUGCAGGAGUACACUGCAGCAUUCACAUUGGAAAAUAACACAAAGACCUGGGAUUACGCUAGUGGGUUUACUCCUGAAUUUAGUUCAAAAUAUAAAAGCUGCACCAGUAAAUUCAUAACUGAUCGGACCUGCCCCGUUGUAUCCACCUCUGUAAAAAAGCAUCAACAAACUGGAGUCACACCUGAAGCUGGAGUAGAGGGCAGAGGGAAAGAAAUUUCCAUAGUUUCCACCGAAUCUUCAGGAAAUCAUCAAGACUGCGGUAGUGAAUUCACACCUGUACUCACAGGAUCGCUAAAGAAAGACGCCAACUCAUCUGUGCCAUCCUCACCAGUGCAAGAGCAAGCCACCGCCCAGGCGUCAGCGUCACCUGCUCUUCCACCAAAUGAGCGAGAAAUCACUGAUACAGUGCCGGCACAGCUGUCUCCUUCUGCCGGUGGACCGCCCCAAGGAGCCAGUCAACCAGAGAAAUUAGUGUUUCAUCAUCCGGAGAUAAAGAAAGAGAAGUCCUCCCUCUGUGCCACCAGUGUGACUGGAUACUUGUUGAGUCCUACCAUUCCCUCCUCUGUCUCCUUUGCCAGUCCAAAGAGGAGGUUGAGUAGUCCUGAGAAGAUCCUUAACCUCCACGAACAGCUACAGAAGACCCUGAGGAGCAGCUUUGAGGCUCCAAAGAGCAGAGGAAGAGGACAGGACCCCAGGAGGAGUCCAUCACUGUCAGCUCCUGCAGACCUGAACAAAGCCUCUCAGACUAAGACGCUGAGCUUGAGUUUCAAUAAUGCACAGAUCAACUCUCUCACAGUCACCACAGCUAUGAGCCAAGCUCCACACACUCCAGUAGUAACAACUAAACCAGUUGCCGCUAACAAGUCACCAACACUUUUUGAAGCAGUUGCAUCUAGAUCAGUUAAUGCAACCUUCAGUCCCAGCAUCUUUACUAACCAUCACCUUAAAGGGGACACAUCUGCUCUUUCUAGCUCUUCUAACUUUACUCUUUUCACCCCGGCUGCAAAUAAUGUCAAAUCCAUUUUAAGUAAUGGCACUAAUGAAACAUUAUCCUCAAAAAUUACAAAGAAAAUCACUGCAAUCCCUGAUGUAUCCUAUGCCGCGCAUAAAGCUUCUCUACAGAGGGUUGCUACUUUUGACUCUGCUGUUACUAAUCCAAAAGCCACUUCCUCAGAUCCAACUGCCUCUCAAAUAUCAACUGCCCCUGAAGUUACAACUUUCAACAUGACUUCUAAAAUGGAUGGUGCUAUCCCUGAAGUUUCUCAGUCCAGUCAGCUGUCUCACUGCUCUCCUGAGAGAUCGAACAAGUUUGCCACAACAUUCACUCGUUUAGGAAAAAGACCAAAGCCAGAAGCUCCAGCCGAGGUUCGUUCCAUUGAGGUCAUCAAAACAGUGGGUCAGAGCAACCUUAUGAUUGGCUGGGAGAGACCACCACUCGAUGAGCUGGGAUGCAGUAAUGGCACGUUUGUGUAUGGCUAU
Messenger RNA from Pundamilia nyererei, 5274 nucleotides. Its product is annotated as early endosome antigen 1-like. The annotation marks the transcript as partial. The record is from RefSeq and is a predicted model, not a curated record. Lineage: Eukaryota; Metazoa; Chordata; Actinopteri; Cichliformes; Cichlidae. The transcript has 15 exons.